AUGGACACGGCGAGGAUGAACUCCUUCCUCGAUUAUCCGCCCAUCCUCAACGGCGGCGACUCCGCCACUUGCUCGUCCCGUGCCUACCACCACCACCACCACCAUCACCACCACCCCGACCAUGGGAUUACAACCACUUUCCAGUCGUGCGCUGUCAGUGCCAACAGCUGCAGCGGGGACGAUCGCUUCCUGGUGGGCAGGGGGGUCCAGAUAAGCCCCCAUCCCCACCACCCCCACCACCAGACCGGUGCUUACCAGCAUCACCCCAGUCUGGGGAUGUCCUAUUCACACCCCAGCUGUGGGCCAAGCUACGGAGCGCAGAACUUCGGCGCGGGGGGCUACGGCCAUUACCCCCUCGGUCAAGAGGCAGAGAUUAAUGGGGGCUACCCUCAGUGCGCUCCUGCGCUCUACUCGGGUAACGUGCAGCACCCUCAGAGCUAUUCUGGGGGGGCAGUGGGUUCUGCUCAGUACCUCCCACACUCUUACGGAGACGAGCAACAGAACUUGCCCCUCACGAAUUACAGCCACCCCUUGUCCCCUCUGCACUCCGGCCACCAGGAGACCUGUGGCUCACCUUCUUCGGAGAGCUCCCCUCCAGCCCAGACCUUUGACUGGAUGAAAGUGAAGAGGAACCCGCCUAAAACAGGCAAAGCUGGCGAGUACGGGUACGUCGGUCAGCCUAACACCGUCCGAACCAACUUCACCACCAAGCAGCUGACUGAACUGGAGAAAGAAUUCCACUUCAACAAGUACCUGACCAGGGCCCGCAGGGUGGAGAUCGCUGCUUCGCUGCAACUGAACGAGACCCAGGUCAAGAUCUGGUUCCAGAACCGCAGAAUGAAGCAGAAGAAGAGGGAGAAGGAGGGCUUGCUGCCCAUCUCCCCGGCCACCCCGACCGGAAGUGAAGAAAAAACAGAGGAGUCCUCGGAAAAGUCCAGCUCAUCCCCCUGUACCCCGUCACCAGCCUCCUCUACCUCAAACACUCUGACUACCUCGAACUGA
Molecule: messenger RNA, 1002 nt
Organism: Gekko japonicus
Lineage: Eukaryota; Metazoa; Chordata; Lepidosauria; Squamata; Gekkonidae
Gene: HOXA1
Product: homeobox A1
Exons: 2
Coding region: 1-1002 (333 amino acids)
Biological process (GO): regulation of transcription by RNA polymerase II
Cellular component (GO): nucleus
Molecular function (GO): DNA-binding transcription factor activity, RNA polymerase II-specific; RNA polymerase II cis-regulatory region sequence-specific DNA binding
Source: RefSeq, a predicted model, not a curated record